CGCAGAACAUCUCAUAGCCAAAUUGCGAUGCCGUUCUUGCCGAAGGUGCAGGACGAGCCGGAGCCCCACAGCCACACUGUGCGCAUGUCCGGCGCAGAGAACAUCGAGUAUGAGUCUGAGACACACAAACCUGUGCGCCGCAACAGCCUGCAGGCUUUGCAGGAGGCCACGGAGCUGGAGCAGCACGCCCAGGACUUGCUCAUGGACGACCAGUUCGGCAGCGUCCAGGCCAAGCAGAUGCGGACCAACCUAGCGCCUAUCGACCCGGCGAAGUUGCCCUGGUGGCGGAGAUGGGCCUUCUUCGUCGUCAGCUGGCCGGGCUUUGACACCUUCAUCGGCCUCAUCAUCCUGUUGAACGGCUUGACCAUCGGUGUGGACACCCAGGUCCAAGCGAAGAUCCCGCUGGGCUGCGAUGACACUUGCCGCUGCGACACCCCGAACACGAAGUGCCAGUUGGCGGAUCCCUGGGUGGCCACUGCCGACAACGUGUUUUACGGCAUUUACAUCGCAGAGCUGAUCUUGAGAUUCUUGGCCUACGGCGUGCGUGCUUGGUACAGCCACUGGGUCAAGUUCGACUUCUUCUUGGUCCUCAGCGCAACCGUCGACCUGAUCCUAAAAGCGACGCCGGCCGUGGACGCAGAGUUCUUGAAGCAGGUGAUGUUGGUGCGCUUGCUGCGCCUUGCACGGCUGGCACGCCUGGUGCGCCUCAUCGUGCAAUUCCAGACGCUCUGGAAGCUGGUCUCUGGGCUUAUGUCCUGUGCCAACACGUUGUUUUGGACCUUCUUGCUCAUGAGCAUCCUCUCCUACAUCGCAGCUCUCUUCGGGAUGGAUUUGUGUGACUACGACCCCACCCUGCCACUGGACCAUCCAUACAACGUGGCCGCCUUGGAGAAUUUCCGGGGCCUCGAUGAUGCGAUGUUCUCCUUGAUGCAGCUCUUUACCUUUGACAGCAUUGCCUCGAUUUAUCGUCCAUUGAUCCAGCACAAGCCCUACCUCUUCCUCUACUUCAUGAUGGUGCUCUUAGUGCUCUCGAUCGCCCUCAUGAACUUGGUCACUGCCAUCAUGGUGGAAGGGGCGCUGGCGAUUGCAGAGGAGGACAAAGAAGUGCGGAAGACGUAUGAGCAAGCACGAAAGAAGCGCCAAAUGGCGCAGUUGAAGAUGAUGUUCGAAGAGCUGGACGAAGAUGGGUCUGGUGAGCUGACUUUGGAUGAGAUCAAUGCGGCACCACCCGAUGUGAAGCAGAGCCUGUUUGAGAUCGCUGGGACGGAGGACAUUCAAACCCUCUUCGAAAUGUUAGACUACGAUGAGGGUGGCACCCUUGAGACCGACGAGUUCUGCGAAGGAGUCUUCAAGGCCAGCGCAGCGGCAAAGCCCUUGGAGCUCGACCGCCUCAUGAAGCAGUGUCGAGAUAUCCUGUUCAACAGCCGCAAGGCUCUUGGCAUCCUGAAUGGCGAAACAGGGAUCGACUCGCGGAAGAGCAAGCGGAUGACGCAGAUGGCCAGCAAGAUUUCUCGCAGGAGCACCAAGGACAACGAGUCGCGUCCCCGGUUCAGCUCGGAGGAGGAGGGCAUCCGGAACUCUCCACGGAGGGACGAUGAGGGCGACGGAGUGGCAGCCUUGGAGUCACGGGUGAAUUCCCUGGAGAAGAUGGCCCUGAACAUGCAGGAGGACACCCAGAAGAUCCUGGAUAUGCUUACCACCAGGAGCAAGGUGUCCAACUCCAACAACAUGAAGAGGGCGGCGGCGGUGCCCCGCGCGCCCUCCAACGAGCAGCUCUCGCGGCCCGCCACCUCCGACGGCCGCGGCAACUCCCGGCGCCGGCAGCCGCCCAUCGUUUACUCUUGGUCUGCGGCGCCUCCCGUGGAUGACGAGGAGAUCGUAGCGCUGCGGCGUCGGGUGGCGCAGCUGGAGGCGGAGAUCUUGAAGCAGCAGAUGGACGCGCUACUAGACGUCCCGGACCCAGCGGACGAGUAGCGCAGAGCUCUUCUGAGCUCCAGGCGCGCACAGUUUCAACCAGUUAAUGUAGCCCAACCGCACGUGGGCGAACAACCAAUCGGUUUGGGCCA
Molecule: messenger RNA, 2066 nt
Organism: Effrenium voratum
Lineage: Eukaryota; Dinophyceae; Suessiales; Symbiodiniaceae
Source: the annotation of a GenBank genome assembly